Messenger RNA from Oreochromis aureus, 724 nucleotides. Its product is annotated as ladderlectin-like. Lineage: Eukaryota; Metazoa; Chordata; Actinopteri; Cichliformes; Cichlidae. Bases 74 to 460 code for a protein of 128 amino acids. The record is from RefSeq and is a predicted model, not a curated record. The transcript has 5 exons.
CAACAACAAAGUAGUUUCUGAAAAUACUUAACUUCAGUCUAAAUCCUCUUUCACAGCAAAUCCAGCGCCUGACAUGAAGCAAGAGUCACCACAGGAGCUGAUCCCUGCUCAGCAAAACAUGACUCGUGAGAUGAAGAGAGGGCAGCCGCUGCAAAAAGCAGGAAGGACGGCUGUAUGGAAAGAGGGAUUCACUGAGCCUCCAUACCAAUAUGAAGGGAACUGUCCCCCUGAGUUUCAUGAGCACUGGGGGCGAUGCUUCGGCUUCUUUAGAAUCCCCGUGGCUUGGAUAGAUGCUGAGACACAUUGUUGGUUGUUUGGUGCCAGCCUCGCCUCCAUCCAUGAACAGGAUGAGUAUGAUUUCUUAAUAAAUCUCAUAAAUGAAAUUGGAUACUAUGAGCCGGCCUGGAUUGGCGCCUAUGAUGCUGUCAGGUUUGGAGAUGAUGGAGUGAUGGUUCAGUAACUGAUAUAAACAUGGCCCCUGACUUGCUAAAGGACUGGAAUAAAUGGAGACGUUGGCUCUCAAUAGGUUCAAAUGGUAACGUGACUAAAUCAAGUGACUGCAAAAAUGCAUGAAUGUAUUUUGAAAUAUAAAGCAGAAUGGUCACUCCUUGUUUUCUUAUCAGAUUACCCCACACUGAAACAUCAUCAUUGUGAAGAGAGGCUUCCUUUCAGCUGUGCAUUUAGACCAGGGCUGUGUUAAGCACUUACCUGCAAUCAGUCACAU